GUUUUUGUAACGUUAUCUACAACAUUUUUGUUGGUACAUAUAAUAUAAGCUCUCACCCACAUUUCAUUUUUAAGCUAAUGAAGAAAGAUGUUGAAAAUCACAGGCAAACUGGUUUCAAUGGAGGGAGCUUUGGAGAAGCAGCUGUUCAUCAAUGGAGUUCAGAACCUCAGUUCAUCACACGCAGGUAAAGAAGCAAGACAACAUAUUCGAAGUCCAUCAAUUCACACAAGACCGGCGGAUGUAACAGCAUACUGGAAUUCUUCAGUCCAUCCCAAACUGCCUAAAAUGUCAAGCAACAACAGACAUGCAUUAAAGGUUUAUGCAAUUAGAAGAAGUAGGAAAUAUCAGAAGAGUGAAACUUAUGUUCUAAUGGAACCAGGACAGGAAGAGAGAUUUGUUUCUGAGGAAGAGUUAAAGGCGAAGUUGAAAGAUAGGCUGGAAAACUGGCCAGGCGAGGCCCUCCCUCCAGAUCUUGCCAGAUUCGAAAACAUUGACGAUGCUGUUUUGUUCCUAGUAAAGUCUGUUUGUGAACUUGAAAUCGAUGGAAAUGUUGGUUCAAUCCAAUGGUAUGAAGUUCGUUUGGAUUGAGAAAAUGUUAAAUUUGCCUGUUCUAAAGAUGAUGGAACCAUGCUACAUAUAAUUUUGCUACAACUAAGAAAUAGUUAUAAUAUAAGAGCAGCCAUAAAAUUCAUUUUAUGUAA
Quercus lobata is the source of this 701-nucleotide messenger RNA. RefSeq names its product chlororespiratory reduction 7 (gene CRR7). The record is from RefSeq and is a predicted model, not a curated record. Bases 88 to 588 code for a protein of 166 amino acids. NCBI's taxonomy places the organism in Eukaryota, Viridiplantae, Streptophyta, Magnoliopsida, Fagales, Fagaceae. Gene Ontology annotation, cellular component: chloroplast stroma. The transcript is spliced from 3 exons.